Messenger RNA from Haemonchus placei, 504 nucleotides. Lineage: Eukaryota; Metazoa; Nematoda; Chromadorea; Rhabditida; Trichostrongylidae. The record is from the annotation of a GenBank genome assembly.
AUGUUGCUGGUCGUGCUACUCGUCGUUUUGGUGCCAUCGGUGACAGCACAGUGCUCAUUCAGCAAAGGAGACAUCAGUGCGCGUUGGCAGGUCGCAAACGACGAGUUGACCGUGGAAUUCGUGAACAAGAAGAUCGGCAACAAUCAAUGGACAGCGAUAGGGUUUGGCCCUGGCAUGAGCAAUCUCGAAGUGGUGGUCGUGAAAAUUCAAGGCAACAAACCGUCGCUGGUCACCGGUCACACAGAUGGCUACGAUGCACCAAAACUGGAUUCUGCCGCUAACGUCGUACCCAAGCUACUCAGUUUCAAUACUAACCAGCUGACUCUUCGCUUCACUCGACCACUGUCAUCAAAUGGCUCAAGGAAACACUCCCUAGAAAAUUGCCAAAAGUGGAAUUUCGUAAAAGAAGGCGCUCUGGAAGACGGUAAAAUCGGUUUGCACAAGCAAGCGCCUUCUUCGAUGACGGUUUGCCCGAAGGAUUGUACGAAGAGUAUCAUUAAUUAA